AUGGCGCGGGAUAGCGGGAUGCAGGAAUUCACCCGUAGCCUCUUCCGAGGACGCCCGGACCUCAGUACGCUCACGCACUCCAUCGUACGGCAGAGGUUCUUGGCUCACGUGGGCCGCGACCAUCUGGAACCUGAGGAGAAGCAAGCGCUGAAGCGGCUGGUGGAAGAGGAGCUGCUGAAGAUGCAGGUGGACGAAGCGGGUACCAGGAAGAAGCUAGAUCUUACGAAGAAAGUGAAGAGGCCUCCUAUUUCCUCCAGUGAGCCAGAGAGAAAAAGAUUCCGUUUAAAUUCAGAGUCAGAGCUCAGCUCUGCAGCUUCCAGUCCAGACUGCUUUGGCUCCUCAGCAAAGAACAGAAUGGCAGCAGCAGAAGUCAGCCCAGCUGAGAAGAGUCCAAGGCGAGCCUCAAAGAAAGCAAUGGAGAGCAGAGAUGAGGAAGAACAGCAGAGGGACCCGACUGCAAAGAUGGGAUUAGAGGAGGAGGAAGAAAAAAAGGAGGAGUUCAAGGGCAGGACUAGGAAGAAAAUGAUGACAAAGAAGGACAAGCAGACACUAGGCAAGGCCUCAGUCAGCAGGAAGCAGGCCAAGGAGGAGAGUGAGGACAGUGAGGAACCUGCCCAGAGUAUGGGAAGGAAGGGGGAGGGAAAGAAAGGAACUAGAAGCCACCAGGAAAGUGAAAAGGAGAGUGACAAUGAUAAAGAAGAGAUUCCAGCCAUGAAAAAAGAGAGUAGAGAAGAGGAAAAGGGAGAAGAGGGGGAAGAGGCAGAGGGAGAAGAGGGGGACAAGGAAGAGGAGGAAGAGGAAGAGGAGGGGGACGAGGAAGAGGAAUGGGAACGCAGAGCCACGAGCAGUGGAGGGAAAAGGUUAGCUUGGGAGGAGAGGAGCUUUAAGCAGAAAAGCAGGGCAGGGAGGCCAACGGGAGACUGGGAGGACGGAGGGGAAGAGAAGGAAAAAGAGGCAACAGGUAGUGGGGAUAACAUCGGGGGAGAUGAAAAGCUCCCAGUGCGAAGGAAGAGCAAGGACAGGGCCCAGUGUAAGGUUGGGAAAAGGCAGAGUGGGAGCAGCGAGGAGGACGGGGAAGACAGCUGGAGGAAGGUGAAACUAAGGAAUAAAAGCACUGGAAAGACAGCCAAAGCGGACAGUAUCAACGGUGAGGACAGUGACUUGGAGAGGGAGGUGAGUGACAGCGAGGCAGGAGGGAGUCCCAAAGGGGAGAGGAAGAACCGCUCUUCCAAGAAGAGCUCCAAGAAAGGCAAGACACGAAGCUCCUCUUCCUCCUCCUCAGAUGGAAGUCCAGAACCCAAAGGCAGGAAGGCUGUCUCUGGUCGCCGUGGUGAAGACCACCCAGCUGUGAUGAGGCUAAAGCGCUAUAUCCGGGCCUGUGGGGCCUAUCGCAACUACAAGAAGCUGCUGGGCUCCUGUCACUCGCACAAGGAGCGCCUCAGUGUUCUCCGGGCAGAGCUGGAAGCCCUGGGCAUGAGAGGUAACCCUUCCUUGGAGAAGUGUCGGGCCCUGAAGGAGCAGCGGGAAGAGGCAGCCGAGGUGGCCUCCUUGGACGUUGCCAACAUCAUCAGCAGUUCAGGCCGGCCACGCAGACGCACAGCCUGGAACCCUUCAGGAGAAGCAGCCUCCUCAGGGGAGCCGUACCGCAGGACCCUGGACUCAGAUGAAGAGCGGCCCCAUCCCCCACCCCCAGACUGGUCACAUAUGCGUGGCAUCAUCAGCAGUGAUGGCGAGAGUAACUGAGCUCCCCCUGCCCCGCUAGGAGGGACCCUUGCCACUUGUACAAAGCAUAUAUAGCACCUUCUGUUUUGUGCCUGCACAGAGUUGAAGCAGCUUUCUCCGAAGACAAGCAGCCUCCAGAGACACAAGCUGUCGGGACCCAACUUUUCUGCUUCAUUUUCUCAGUUUAAGUUGUUUACAGGGGUUUAUUUUUUAAGAUUCAAUAAAGGAGUGUUUGUAGUCACCUCAUCAAAACUGGUCCUCUCUUACCCUCUGUACUUUGGGCCAGGAGCUGAGCAGGAGCCACUGCUCCUCAUCUGUUUCCUCCUCUUUUCCCAGGCUCUCCAAUUGACUCCCAGCCUCCAGACACUGCCAUCCAGUCUGCCACCAGACUAUUAUCAGAGAAGGGUACAGCUGCCUAUUCUCCCUCCAGCCUGCCCAGUGGGCACCUCUCAUCACCCUGCUUUUAGUUACGUCUGAUAACCUAAUGCCUAGUUAAGAGGAUCUGGAUAAUUGGCUUUGGGAAGAAUGUGAAGCACAAAAUGACUUGGAGAUAGCUGGUUUGUGUCUUCCUUUUCCCUCUUCUUGGAAACAGCCACUUAGUGCAUGGGAUUACUCUCUACUUCAGUCUAAAAGGAGCGGGUACAGGACUUAGAAGCCCUGGUGGUACAAUGGUUAAAGUGUUCAGCUGCUAACUGAAAGGCUGGCAGUUU
Trichechus manatus latirostris (Florida manatee) is the source of this 2432-nucleotide messenger RNA. It is a transcript of the gene HIRIP3, whose product is annotated as HIRA interacting protein 3. The transcript has 8 exons. The record is from RefSeq and is a predicted model, not a curated record. NCBI's taxonomy places the organism in Eukaryota, Metazoa, Chordata, Mammalia, Sirenia, Trichechidae. Gene Ontology annotation, cellular component: nucleus. The coding region runs from base 1 to 1743 and encodes 580 amino acids.